AUGGACGCGUUGGUAGUUUUUUGGAUGUUAUUGGGCAUCACGAUUUAUUUAACCAUAGUGACCGGCAUUAAAAUGUACAAACAACUUAUUUACGACAAAAAUCGCAUUAUCCAAGACUUGUGCAAAUCCAUAGAGGAAAACGACAUUGUAACAUGCAUAGAUAUCGUAAGGAAACAUCCCCAAUACAUAAACUCGUACAACAACGACGGUUACACGCCAUUUAUGAUCGCCUGCGCAUGCGGCAACAACCCAUUGGUAACGCUCAUGUUAAACAGCGGCGCAGACGUUAAACUGAAAUCCCUCCAACAAGAAUCGCCCUUUUACCUAGCAGCAUUCUACUUGGUCAAAAAUCCACAUUACAAAAACGCCACAUGCAUAAGACAGCUCUACUACGCAGGCGCCGACAUCGACGAGCCCAAUGCCCACGGCAAAACGCCCCUUCAAAUGGCCUCCAUGUUCGGCAACAAGGACCUCGUCAAAUGGUUGCUGCUCAAAAACGCAUCUAUCACGUGA
Molecule: messenger RNA, 513 nt
Organism: Phyllotreta striolata
Lineage: Eukaryota; Metazoa; Arthropoda; Insecta; Coleoptera; Chrysomelidae
Source: the annotation of a GenBank genome assembly